CAUCAAAACACAGGCUGAUAUGCAUAAAGAGUCAAGACAUUAAAAUGGAUGGAGAGGGACUUGUUGUCCUCAUAAAAGUUUGUGAGAUUUAGCCUUUUCUCCUCCCAUACUAAUGCUUUUCAAUAUCACUUCAGUGUGUAUAUGAACCACUUAAGUUCAAUACCUCAAUGAUACAUCCUCAUGGCAUCAGCUUCCACCAGUAUUUCAAGCAUUAAAGCUUUUGCAGAAUCAAACGGAGCCUCUCCCAUCCCUUCCAAUUACCACUCGUUUACAGAUAUUGAUGAUGUUGCAGUUGCAGAUGAACUUGCAGCUUCCAUUCCAGUCUUUGAUUUUUCUCUCCUCACUUCAGAUGAUCCUCAAAUCCACGCCAAAGCUGUUCAAGAACUCGCCAAAGCAUGCGCUGAAUGGGGCUUCUUCAUGCUCAUAAAUCAUGGAGUUCCAGAGAGUCUAAUGGAAGAGUUGAUGAAAAAAUCUCAAGAGUUUCAUGAUUUGCCGGUGGAGGAAAAAAUGGAGUUUUGUGAUAAUGGUGAUCCUUUCUCACCCAUCAGGCAUGGUAAUGGGAAGUAUUCAAGUGUGUUACAUCGUGCAAUCUUGAACAACAAGGACACUAGAAUUAGUGUUGUGGUGUUGAAUGGACCUGCACAUGACAAAGAAAUUGGACCUGCCCCUCAACUAUUGGAGAAAGAAAAGCCAUUGUUUAAGAGUAUUAAGUAUGGUGAUUAUUUCCUAGUUCAACAGAAGUCGCGGUUUUCAGAGGGAAGGACCUUGUACCAGAUUCGAAAUACUACUUUACAAUGACAUGUAUGAUACUAGUGUUAAACACUUGUACAAUACAAAAACAUAAGUGCAGCUAUACUGUUAUAAUAUGGAAUAUAUAAAUGAUACUCAUUAAUAUUAUGUGUAGUAUGAUUAUGUUUAUAUCUUUAGGAGAAUUGAUACAGUGUUUAUAUAUCGAAUUAUGGGAUAGGUGCAAUAA
Lathyrus oleraceus (garden pea) is the source of this 976-nucleotide messenger RNA. RefSeq names its product 2-oxoglutarate-dependent dioxygenase 19. The record is from RefSeq and is a predicted model, not a curated record. The transcript is spliced from 2 exons. Lineage: Eukaryota; Viridiplantae; Streptophyta; Magnoliopsida; Fabales; Fabaceae. Bases 181 to 798 code for a protein of 205 amino acids.